AUGUAUUAUAAAGGAGCCAUCGUCGUCGCCAUGCAGUUGUGCCUGUUCUUUUGCUGCCUCUUGCUGGGCGGCUCUGUGCCACACAAGUCCCCCAUGGCCAGUAAACUGAUCUUGAGCAGCGAUCAGGAGCCAGAGCCCAUGACUUAUCAGUUCAUAACGGAAUAUUGGCCCACCAUGCUGGGUGCCAACUAUUACAUCAAGCCGGGCAAUGUUGUCGGCAGCUUCAGUGUCGACUCCGGCACACUCCACUUCCGUCAGGAGGACGCCAGCAAGCCCAUGAAGCAUCUGAGCAGCAAGCACAACAUUCUAUUCGUGGCCUCUCCGAAGGAUCAACCCGAACAGCCCAAGCCACAGCAGUCGGAGCAGAAGGGAAAGGGUGUCUAA
Scaptodrosophila lebanonensis is the source of this 384-nucleotide messenger RNA. RefSeq lists its product as uncharacterized. Lineage: Eukaryota; Metazoa; Arthropoda; Insecta; Diptera; Drosophilidae. Bases 1 to 384 code for a protein of 127 amino acids. The record is from RefSeq and is a predicted model, not a curated record. The transcript has a single exon.